Laccaria bicolor S238N-H82 is the source of this 1728-nucleotide messenger RNA. RefSeq lists its product as uncharacterized. The record is from RefSeq and is a predicted model, not a curated record. The coding region runs from base 1 to 1728 and encodes 575 amino acids. Gene Ontology annotation, biological process: RNA polymerase I preinitiation complex assembly; nucleolar large rRNA transcription by RNA polymerase I. Gene Ontology annotation, cellular component: RNA polymerase transcription factor SL1 complex; RNA polymerase I core factor complex. Gene Ontology annotation, molecular function: RNA polymerase I core promoter sequence-specific DNA binding. The transcript is spliced from 10 exons. Lineage: Eukaryota; Fungi; Basidiomycota; Agaricomycetes; Agaricales; Hydnangiaceae.
AUGGCUCCCAGGCGACGCUGCCCUACAUGUGGUUCAAAGCAGUGGCACAAAGAACCCUCCAGUGGUUUAAUCGCGUGCAGUGAGGGACACAUUCUUCAAAACUACAGAAAUGAAACGACGGAGAUGGAGGAGAUGGGCCCUCAUGCCAUGAAAAAAAGAGCGCUCAAAAGCGGGCGGAAAAAAAGGCAAUCAAAGAGCAACGCUGACCCGAAACUUUACCAUGGAGCACGAGGCCGAUAUCAUCUCUUUCUGUGUCAGCAGCUAUUAUUGCGAAAGCAGAUAGUCGCACUGACACAUCUGUGGAAGCUUCCUCCGGAGUAUGAGGUGAUUUGCCGGGAUAUUUGGGCUCUGCACCUCAGUUUACUUCCGAAUCCUCCGCCGCCAGAACCUUACAUAUUUGCGCAGGGGAAUAGGGAUGGUGCUGAAGACGACGUUGAGGAGACGACGAUAACAAACUUGCCUGAACUGAAGCCAGAAUCGGAAGGUCUACCUGGAGAGAAGCUUGACCAAACUGCGGAUUACCAGGAUUCCGAAAAGGAUGAGGAUUCUGACUUGGAAGACCUAAUGCGAGAAAACUCUGAAGUCUCUUCGUCGGAGGAUUCGGGGCAAGAAAAUCAAUUGCGCGUAACGAAGGAAACCGAGAAACAUAGAGCGAGGCGUGCGUAUGAAGGGCCUACAAGUACAAUCGCCGUAUUGGUUGUGGCUUCCUGGAUUCUCCGAAUCCCAGUUUUAUACCGAGACUUUCUGAAAGUUAUCGAGUCUUACGAAUUGCCGUACCUGGACCCCGUCCGGCUUUUACCUUCGGACAUGACAUCUCAUCUCACCAAACAUCAUAUACAAGCCUUAUCUCCCUUUCACGCCCCAAAAUCUGUUUAUGUCCAUCGCCUCGCGUCUCGACUUUGCAAACGUUUGCAUUUGUCUUAUGGGCUGUUCACGCCUGAGGCAAACGCUGGAUCUAUCCUGUGGCGUGUUGUCAAAGCCAUGGGCGGUACUCCCACUUUAUACGUUCUGACGAAACGGCUGGCGAGCAUCCUGUCAAUACCCCUGACACUCCAUUCCUCGCUUGCGGCCGGAUUGCCGCGCAUGAAAAAACACGAUCCGCUUCAUCAUCAGUUUGACAACAUACCCCCCGAGGUGGGUUUGAUGGCUGCCUGCAUUGUGGUUCUUAAAAUGGUGUACGGCUUGGAUGGGAGACCGAGAUCUCCGAAGGAUGAGGAGGAUCCAGCUUGCGCACUGCCUUGCGUUGACGAAUAUUUGAGGGUUUUACGUGAAAUGGAUAUUGCAGAAGACAAGUCCAAGGGAAAGCUGUUUGAUUCACGGAAUGCAAUGCAAAUCGGCGAAUUGAGCGAAACGAUGCUAGAUGACUACCUUUUAUUUUGUGAAAAAGCACUGUUGGUGCCUGGUGAGGAUGACGACAGGACAUUGCGUGAUUACUUUCCUUUGAAGGAAGGUCAUGGGGGCCAAAUGACGAUGGAAGCUGGAUAUGACCGAACACGAGGAGCCCUUAACGCGGCUGUGGCGGUGGAUGAGGACUUUGAGGUUUUGCGGCCCGGAGAAGAACAUGCGGUAUGGAAUUCGCGAGAUGUAUUGGGGACGUUGCCAGAAGAAUAUAGGAUUGUACUGGAUCGUGGAGCGAGAUGGGUUGGUGUUGAAGCGGAAUAUUUAGGUGGAGUGAUUGAACAACAUGAGCGAGGAGUUACAAGGUGGUGGAAGAGAAUAAUAAUAUAA